Molecule: messenger RNA, 2016 nt
Organism: Salvelinus namaycush (lake trout)
Lineage: Eukaryota; Metazoa; Chordata; Actinopteri; Salmoniformes; Salmonidae
Product: cationic amino acid transporter 4-like
Exons: 4
Coding region: 1-2016 (671 amino acids)
Biological process (GO): amino acid transport; transmembrane transport
Cellular component (GO): plasma membrane
Molecular function (GO): amino acid transmembrane transporter activity
Source: RefSeq, a predicted model, not a curated record
AUGGCGACCUGCGGGCGUGGCUGCAUCCCUGCAGUGCGUUUCUGCCAGAGGCUGAACCGACUGAAGACCCUGGAUGAUGACUUGAUGGUGACGUCAAUGAAGCGUUGCCUGACCAUGGUGGACCUGGCCCUGCUGGGUGUUGGGGGCAUGGUGGGCUCUGGCCUCUACGUCCUGACUGGCACUGUUGCCAAGGACACCGCUGGACCUGCCGUGGUCCUCUCCUUCCUCAUAGCAGGCAUCGCCUCCCUGAUGGCUGCCCUCUGCUAUGCAGAGUUCGGAGCUCGUGUUCCCAGAACGGGCUCGGCCUACAUGUUCACCUAUGUUUCUUGUGGAGAGAUCUGGGCCUUUCUCAUUGGCUGGAACGUAGUGUUGGAGUACAUGAUUGGUGGAGCCGCGGUGGCGCGGGCGUGGAGUGGUUACUUGGACUCCAUGUUUAACCACACCAUCCAGAACUACACAGAGAACCACAUAAUGAAGUGGAAUGUUCCCUAUAUCGCCCACUACCCUGACCUGCUGGCUGCUGGGAUUCUAGUUGUUGCCACCAUCUUCAUAACCUUCGGAGUGCGAGUCUCCUCUUGGCUCAACCACAUCUUCUCAGCCGUUAGUCUGGUUGUCAUACUCUUCAUCUUGGUGUUUGGCUUCGUGCUAGCCGACCCAGUCAACUGGAGCCAGAAGGAAGGAGGUUUUGCACCGUUCGGUGUCAAUGGGGUGAUGGCGGGCACAGCCACCUGCUUUUACGCAUUUGUUGGCUUUGAUGUGAUUGCAGCCUCCAGUGAGGAGGCAAAGAACCCCCAGCGAGCCAUUCCCAUGGCCACAGCCAUUUCCCUGGGCAUGGCCGCCACAGCCUAUAUCCUGGUCUCCACAGUCCUCACUCUCAUGGUGCCUUGGCACUCGCUCGACCCAAACUCAGCCCUGUCUGACGCCUUCUUCCGCCGAGGCUACAGCUGGGCUGGCUACAUUGUGGCAGUAGGGUCCAUCUGUGCCAUGAACACAGUGCUACUCAGCAACCUCUUCUCUCUCCCUCGGAUUGUUUAUGCUAUGGCGGAAGAUGGCCUCUUCUUCUCCUUCUUCGCCAAGGUCAACCCUGUCACCAAGGUCCCUGUUAAUGCCAUCUUGGUGUUUGGCCUCCUCAUGGCCGUCAUGGCCCUCAUCUUUGACCUGGAGGCCCUGGUCCAGUUCCUGUCCAUCGGCACCCUCCUGGCCUACACCUUUGUGGCAGCCAGUGUCAUCGUGCUGCGCUUCCAGCCUGAGAAGGAGAGGACCAGUUCCAAGGCUAACUCCACCAUGUCCCCCAACUCUAACCCUGAGCCCUCGCCCGAAGUCUCAGAGUCUCAGAUCAUAGCUCAGGACAGUGGGGAGCUGAAGGAGUAUGAGUCCUUCUCAGACAAGCUGCAGCUGGUGGAGAUGCAGAAUACCAGGGAACGGAGUGCCCCAGGGGUGUUGAAGGCCCGCUGGGAGCCCUACCUGGGCAGGUUGCUGGGGGACUUUGAGCCAGGGGAAGUGGUGGCCUUUUCUGUGCUGGCGGUGAUGGUGAGCUCAGUGUCCCUCUGUGCCGUGUUUGUGUUUGGGAGUAACCAGCUUCAGCUGCCUACGUGGAGCUUCGCCCUGCUAAUAGUGGUGUUUGGCUCAACCUUCCUCCUCAGCCUGGUCGUCAUAUAUGCCCAUGAACCUCAUGUCAACACCAAAACCUUCCAGGUACCCUUGGUCCCAUUCAUUCCUGCUGCAAGCAUCCUCAUGAAUGUGUUCCUAAUGCUGAAGCUCAGCCCCAUGACCUGGAUCCGCUUUACUGUAUGGGUGGCUGCAGGUCUGCUCGUGUAUUUUGGCUAUGGGAUCUGGCACAGUAAGGAGGGCCUGAGGGAGCUGCAGCCCAAGGAUAUGGCAGCCAGGUACGUGGUGCUCCCCAGUGGCAGCCUGGUAGAGACAGUCCAGUCUGUGCAGCCGAAUGGACAGCGUGACGCCAGCACCCUCCACACCACUCCCUCCCCGUCUGCUGAGGAGCAGCAGGCAAAGAGAUGA